This is a messenger RNA of Myotis daubentonii (Daubenton's bat), 1721 nucleotides long. Its product is annotated as protein MROH8-like. NCBI's taxonomy places the organism in Eukaryota, Metazoa, Chordata, Mammalia, Chiroptera, Vespertilionidae. The transcript has 4 exons. The record is from RefSeq and is a predicted model, not a curated record. The coding region runs from base 360 to 785 and encodes 141 amino acids.
GUAGCAAAGGGUAAGAUUUCCUUUUUCAUGACAUGGCGAGUGGCAUUUCUUUGUCUCAGUCUCUCUUUAACAGUGGCUUAGUAUUUCUUAUCUUUCCAUUUACUCCCCAUAAGACUGACAAUAUGCUAAGUGCUGAGGAUACAACUAUGACCAUAUAAAUAGGGUUUCUCCUCUUGUGAAGUUUAUAGUUUAAUGGGAGACAGUCAAUAAACAACACAAAUUAACUUGAUAAUUAUAGGCAAUGAUUAAAUACUAUGAAAACAUAAGAAAAUUACUGUCGGACUGGGGUGGGGAGAGGCUGGUUAACCUAGACUGGUGAUCAAUAAACGCCUCUGAAAAGUGACAUUUAAGCUUGAGUGAUGAGACAGAAGCAGUCUUUAAAAACUAAUUUUUCUAAUCCCCUCUUUUUUCCUAGGAUCUGUAGUUGGGAAGUAGUGGUCCCUUAUGCGUCCGAUAGUGAUUCAGGAAGUGUGGAUUUGCAGCUGAGCAACUUAGAGGAUAUUAUAAAGGGCCCAAGUAGCCUUGAAUUUACAGAUAGGUUCAGAUACCUGACUCAUGACGACGCCUUCAGUGAGGCCAACGUUGAGAACCUGAUCGAGUCCAUCCAAGAGUUUUUUCAUGGUGAGCUAAAGAGUGAACAUGAGAAGCUGACAUACCUAAGAUCUUUGUCUUCUCUCAGCCGAAUUUUACCUUAUGAUGAAACCACAGAAUCAUUCAUUCACGGCCACAUCGCAGACAUUGUGCAUAUUCUAUACCUCCAGCCCAAGGAGAAGGGAGGUAAGUAGAGAGGUCUCUCUAUCAUGGCUCCUAUAAAGCAGGCUGCCCACAAAUCCACCAGUGGCAAAGCACCAAGGAAACCACUGGCUACCGAAGCCCCUCACAAGAGUGGGGCCUCUGCUGGAGGAGUAAAGAAACCUCAUUGUUAAAGGCCUAGUACUGUGGCACUUUGUGAAAUUAGAUGCCAUCAGAAGUCCAUUGAACUAAUUUCCAAACUUACCUUCCAGUGUCUGGUAUGAGAAAUUGCACAGGAUUUCAAAACAGAUCUGUGCUUCCAGAGUGUAGCAAUUGGUGCUUUGCAGGAGGCAAGUGAGGCCUAUCGGGUUGGCCUUUUUGAAGACACCAACCUGUAUGCUAUCCAUGCCAAACAUGUAACAGUUAUGCCAAAAGACAUCCAGCUAGCAUGCCUCGGGCACAGAGAACAUGCUUAAGAACUCACUAGGAUGGGAAACAUUUCAUUCUUUAAAAAAAAAAAAAUUUUUUUUUCUCUCCUUCCUGUUAUUGGUAGCUCUGAACAUUAAGUAUUUUUUCGCCAUGGGGUUAAAAGGUACCUAAGUAUAUGAUUGCAAGUGGGAAAUAGGGGCCAGGAAUCAGGUAUUGGCAGUUUUUUCAUUUUCAUUUGUGUGUGAAUUUUUUUUACUAUAAAUGUGGGAACAUAAAGCAUUAAUGCAAGUCAAAACGUUUCAGUAAACAAGUUUCAACCAUUCAACUUUAUAACAAUAUAAAUAAACCCAUUAAAUUUUUUCUGGACAAUGCCAGCAUUUGGAUUUUUUAAAAACAAAUAAAGUUCUUAUUGAUGGCAACUAAGUGAUAUUUGUAGCAUUUUUAUCAUACAGUAGAUUCUAUCCAUUCAGUAUACUUUUCUGAGUUGUUUCACAUGCAAGUGCAUGUUUUUAAUGUUGUCUGUCUGCUGUGCUAUUCCUGUAAGUUUGCUAUUAAAAUAC